This is a messenger RNA of Cladocopium goreaui, 315 nucleotides long. Lineage: Eukaryota; Dinophyceae; Suessiales; Symbiodiniaceae. The record is from the annotation of a GenBank genome assembly.
AUGUGUCAUGUGAUCCUCUCACAAAUGCCUCCACAAGAAGUGCUUUAUUCCCAGAUUCCCAGAACAGUUCAAUCCUUCUUGGGCAAAAUAUUUCAGCUUUGCGGGACCCAACCCGUGACUGCAAAUACCUUGGAGUUAUUUGGGCUCACUAAUGGCCACAAGUUGCAAGAGAUAUUCACCAGCUUCCCCGUUUGGAAAGAGGACGACUCUCUCCAUCUCACUUUUCCAAGAUACGCAGCAUUCGAGUUGGUGUAUUUGAUUGUAUGCACUCAUACCCUCCCUUCAACUCAAGCUGGCACUCCUUCCAUGUGUUGA